GCCGCCUGGCGCCGGGGCGGGCUCUCACCGAGCAGCGCUUCCAGCAGCUCUACGGGGCGCCCGAGCCCCGGGGCCGCCCGGCGGGGACGCUGCGCCGGCGGGUGGCCCGGGGCUGCCGCUGCUCCGGGGCGGCCGCGCUGCGGCUCCUGCGGCGCCGGCUGCCCAUCGCCGCCUGGCUGCCCGGCUACCGCCUGGGGCCCUGGCUGCUGGGGGACGCGCUGGCCGGGCUCACCGUGGGGAUCGUGCACAUCCCCCAGGGCAUGGCCUUCGCCCUCCUGGCCUCCGUGGCCCCCGUCUACGGGCUCUACACCUCCUUCUUCCCGGUCAUCCUUUACAUGCUCUUUGGCACCGGGCGCCACGUCUCUACUGGCACCUUUGCCGUGGUGAGCCUGAUGACGGGCUCCGUGGUGGAGCAGCAGGUGCCCUGGCCCCUGGAGCCCAACGCCACCAGCGCGGAGCUGGCGGGGGUGGCGGAGCGGCGCAUCGGGGUGGCUGCCGCCAUGGCCUUCCUCGUGGGGCUCCUCAUGCUGGUGAUGUUCGUGGUGCAGCUGGGCUUCCUGGCCACCUACCUCUCGGAGCCCAUCGUCAAGGCCUUCACCAACGGGGCGGCGCUGCAUGUCCUGGUCUCCCAGCUGCCCAGCCUGCUGGGCCUGGCGCUGCCCCGCCACACUGGCUCUUUCACCAUCUUCAAGACGCUGGCGUCGGUGGCGCAGGCGCUGCCCCGGACCAACGUGGCCGAGCUGCUCAUCUCCGCCCUGUGCCUCGCCCUGCUGGUGCCCAUCAAGGAGAUCAACACGCGCUUCCGGAGCAAGCUGCGGACCCCCAUUCCGGGGGAGAUCGUGGUGGUGCUGGCAGCCACCGGCGUCUGCUUUGCCUCCUCCCUGGACACGCGCUACAAUGUGCAGAUAGUCGGCCACCUGCCAGCUGGGUUCCCGCAGCCCCGGCUCCCGGCCCUGCAGUCGCUGCCCCAGGUGCUGGGGGACACGGUGGCCGUCGCUUUCGUGGCCUAUGCCGUGUCUGUGUCGCUGGCCAUGAUCUACGCCGAGAAGCACAGCUACACCAUCAACCCCAACCAGGAGCUGCUGGCCCAUGGUGUGUCCAACCUGGUCUCUUCCCUCUUCGCCUGCUUCCCGAGCUCGGCCACCCUGGCGACCACCAACAUCCUGGAGAGCGCGGGGGGGCACACGCAGCUCGCCGGCUUCUUCUCCGGCGCGGUGGUGCUCAUGGUCCUCAUGUGGCUCGGACCCCUCUUCCGCUACUUGCCCAAGGCGGUCCUGGCCUGUAUCAAUGUCACCAGCCUGCGCCAGAUGGUCCUGCAGUUCUGGGACCUGCCCGAGCUCUGGAGGAUCAGCCGGAUCGACUUCGCUGUCUGGGUGGUCACCUGGCUGGCCGUGGUGGUGCUGAAUGUGGACGUGGGCCUGGCCGUGGGGGUCGUGUUCUCCAUGAUGACCAUCAUCUGCCGCACGCAGAGGGCCGAGUGCAUGGUGCUGGGCAAAGCGGCCAACACGGAAAUCUACCGGCCUCUCCAACGCCACAGCAAGUGCUUUGAGAUCCCCGGCGUGAAGAUCAUGGCUUACCACGCCCCCAUCUACUACGGCAACCGCGACUUCUUCCGCGAGGCGCUGAGCCGGCUGCUGGGCUUGAGCCGGCCGAAGGGCGGCCGGGGGGAGAAGGCGCCGCGGGCCGUGGAGAGUGGGGCCAAGAUGAGCAUCAGCACUGUGGAAAACUGUGUCCCCAGCUCUGUGCUGGAUGGGGGAGCCGGGUGCCCCAGCUCAGGCGCCACUGGCAGGAUCCAGGCCGCCAUCCUCGACUGCAGUGGGAUUGUCUUUGUGGACUCCGCCGGGGCCCGGCUGCUCAUUCAGAUGUGCGUGGCGUGCCAGAAGGCCGGCAUCUGCAUGAACCUGGCAGCAUGCAAUGGCGAGGUCCUGGAGACGCUGACCAGCAGCGGCCUGGGGCAGCACCUCUCCCCACAGCAGGUGUUUGUGACGGUCCAGGACGCCCUUGCCUACAUCACGCGAACCACGGAAAAGGUGGCUGAGAAGAAUCCGCCGAUCUGGGUGUAGGGGCCCUGCCACGGGACCGUGGGCACUGCCCGGCCUGUAGGGCCCCUGGGACCAGCCUGGCUCUUGGGCCGUAAAAGCAGGUUGAGCGCCAGGUGCUGUGAAUUCCUGCUCUGCCCAGGGGGCCAAGGAGUCGGUUGCAGACCAGAGCCGGGAUGGGGCCUCCUGCCCCAGGUCUCCAGGGCGGACUGACCUACAGCGAGCGGCGCCCAGGCGGGGGGGCAGCAGCGGCGCAGGGCAGAGGGACCUGGCUGGCUGCACGCAGGCAGGGCCGGUGCUGGCUGGGAAGCAGAGGGGGGGGCAGUCUGGGGGCCAGUGGAGGCAGGGGCCUGUCUGCCCCUGCAGGCCCCCAAAGGAUGCUGGGUUCCUUCCUUUGCCAAGACCGUUCUGGGGGCCGGCCCCCUACAGCUGGGACCAGCACGCGUGGGGGUACUGGCAUUCUGGGUGGGUGGGUGGGGGGGCUCUGUGCCUCAGCCCUCCCCCCUCCCCUGAGCCCAGGGGGCCCCCUGUCCAGCACCAGGUAAAAGAAAGACCCCCCCCCCCCCCGCAAGGUGAUGGGGCCAGGACAGGAGCUGGAAUUUACCCCCCCUCGACAGAGACUCACAGAUGGGGUUUAAACCACAGAAAAGAACCAAAAUCCCUUUAUUUUAUUGGCCUCCCCCAAUUGUCUGUGCUGGGGGGGGCCCAACUCCCACAGCCCCCUCCCAUGGGGCGGGGGCUGCUUUGGCUGCUGGUGUCACAGGCUGGCAGGGCCUUAGGGCGGGUGCCCCUGGCUGCUUCAUGCAGGGAAGGGACAGCAGGGAAUGUGCUUUGGCACACAGGGGCCUCUCCCUGCCUGGGGGGGCCCCCUGCAUCCAGCCCUCCCACCCCCUUCCGGGGAGGGUUGAGAGGGAGUCCAGGGAAUGAUUCCCCCCCCCCCCACCCCACACACUGUGGCUGGCUGCUGGCCCCGGCCCCCAGCACCACCUCUGCAGGCUGCAUCUGUCCCCUGCUCCCCUCCCAUAACAUGCCCCAGCACCCCCAGGGCUGGCCCCCGCCCCAGGCUGGCAUCACGCUACCCUCUUGCUAGCAAGGGGCUGGUGCCAAACUCCCCUCGCCCCCCCCCCCCGCUCCGGAG
Messenger RNA from Mauremys mutica (yellowpond turtle), 3177 nucleotides. RefSeq names its product solute carrier family 26 member 10-like. Gene Ontology annotation, biological process: transmembrane transport. Gene Ontology annotation, molecular function: sulfate transmembrane transporter activity; oxalate transmembrane transporter activity; bicarbonate transmembrane transporter activity. Bases 261 to 2063 code for a protein of 600 amino acids. NCBI's taxonomy places the organism in Eukaryota, Metazoa, Chordata, Testudines, Geoemydidae. The transcript has 18 exons. Gene Ontology annotation, cellular component: membrane. The record is from RefSeq and is a predicted model, not a curated record.